This is a messenger RNA of Colletotrichum destructivum, 3648 nucleotides long. RefSeq names its product Putative serine/threonine-protein kinase, active. Gene Ontology annotation, biological process: protein phosphorylation; intracellular signal transduction. NCBI's taxonomy places the organism in Eukaryota, Fungi, Ascomycota, Sordariomycetes, Glomerellales, Glomerellaceae. The record is from RefSeq and is a predicted model, not a curated record. Gene Ontology annotation, cellular component: cytoplasm. The coding region runs from base 1 to 3648 and encodes 1215 amino acids. The transcript is spliced from 5 exons. Gene Ontology annotation, molecular function: protein serine/threonine kinase activity; ATP binding.
AUGUCCGAAACCAGCCGGGCGAGGGCUUCUCAUGCCCGGGCUCCUCUCGCGGAUGCUACUCAGCGCAUCAACAAUGCUUCACCCAAAACCCCUGCUAAGCCACCCAAGUCGCGCGACAAAACCGCUGGUCAUUCGCACCACGCUGCUGCCUCCGACCGACAACGCUAUGUCGACAAACACGAUCUUCCCGUGUCCGGGGCGAGGGCGAACGCUGCUUCCGGCUCCCGCAACCCUGCCGUGGCAAGAGCGAGGGCGUCCCAAGAAACCGACCCGUCGAAGCGCAUGUCACAGGCCUCUCAGACUUCCACGGCCCCAUCGAGUAAAAGAAACAGCGGCUACGCUUACAAGACACAUAUCGGACCCUGGUUACUGGGCAAGACUCUCGGAAAGGGCUCCUCAGCUCGUGUAAGGCUUUGCAAGCACCGGCUUUCCGGAGAGUUGGCCGCCGUCAAAAUCGUCCCCAAGAAAACCGCCUACUUGAUUCAAGCUGGCAGCCUCGCUGAACUCCACGACUAUGACGAUAGCCUACCCGAGAAAAUCAACGGCGAAAUGCGCGUGCCUCUUUCAAUCGAGCGAGAGGUGGCCAUCUUGAAGCUGGUCGAUCACCCCAACGUUAUGAAAGUCUAUGAUAUUUGGGAGAAUCGCUCAGAGAUUUAUCUGGUGCUCGAAUACGUCGAGCAGGGAGACCUAUUUGACUACAUCAAUAACAAUGGUCGCUUCACAGAGGAGGGCGCCAUGUUUCUCUUUCGACAGAUGAUGAGCGCUCUCCAAUACUGUCAUUCCUUCAACAUCUGUCAUCGCGAUCUCAAACCCGAGAACAUUCUGCUGACUUCCGACAACAAAGUCAAAAUUGCCGACUUUGGCAUGGCUGCCUUGCACCAGUCUUCGGACCAUCGUCUCGUCACAGCUUGCGGCAGUCCUCACUACGCCGCUCCCGAGCUUCUGAAGCACAAGCAUUACCGCGGAGACAAAGCGGACAUAUGGUCUCUGGGAGUCAUUCUCUAUGCACUUCUGGCUGCAUGCUUGCCUUUCGAUGAUCCGGACAUCGGAGCAUUGCUGCAGAAAACCAAGAGGGGCAUAUAUGAAAUACCAGAGUAUUUGAGCCCGGAAGCCAAAGAUCUCAUUCGCCGCAUGCUCGUCGCCAAUCCUGACACCAGAAUCAGCAUCAAGGAGAUGUGGCAGCACCCGCUGAUUCGCAAGUACGACUAUCUCGAUAACCUCGGCAACAAUGGCCAACUCCAUGACCUUCGCAAGGGCUUCCAUUACACUCCCUUGAAGCCACACGAGGUCGACCCUCACUUGGUCAGACAGCUUCGGUCUUUGUGGCACAUGCUUACUGAACACCAAAUCAAGUUGAAGCUCAUGGAUUCGGCGAAAAACGACCAAAAACUAUUCUAUUGGCUUCUUCACACCUACCGCCAGAAGCAGCUCGAGAAUUUUCUUCCGGAGCUUUCACAGUCGCCCAGUGAUUACCAUCAUCUUCAUGAGCCUAUUUGGAAGAAAAGGGUGUCAACUGUCGAGUUCAAACAGCCUAGAGCAGACGGAACUGGCAGAAGUGUCUCGCGUUUCACGGUCAUUUCGCACGUCGCAGAAACUGACGAUGGCACGGUUCAGAGCUACGAUCCUUACAAUUCAAGUCGGCCUAUGCGCGGUCAUUCUCAGGCCAGCCAUGCCAAGAUUGUGGUCCAUCGCGCUCGGCGAGGAUCCAUGAAGCGAGACAACACUCAGACAUCACAACUGUCGCGCGUCAAGACAGGCUCAACAAUACGCCAUUCGCGCGUCAAUUCUCAGCGAAUAGCCAACCCUGGUCGCUUCCAGUCGCCUCGCAGCUCAAUGAACUCUCUACACAGCAGCAGACAGGGAACUUCUUAUGCCCGGCCAGCUUCUCGCCACAAGAGAGGUAUUGACUUUUCUCACAUAAGAAAGAAGUCUACCGAUCUUCAAGUGGACAAGCGUCGCCGAGGCGUCUCUAAAGCCAUCGGAGAAGAGGAACAGCAGGAAAGACCCACGUCGCCGACAAGCCCCCAAAAGCAGGCUCCUGUGAUGGAAAGGCCCAGGCCGAGGCUCAAGAUUAUGAAGCCUCGAGACCCCGCUGUCAUUGUCAACGAGGAGGUGCGCGACUUCAGCAACAGUAUCGCCAAAGACUGCGAUGAAGCUUUCAACAGUUUCAUGACCGCCGAUGAGACAACCGAGCUGUGUUUGGAUGAAGGAAUCGGCAGAGAAAGAGACUCAACGGGCCUGUCUUUGAGACAACCAAGACCAUCGACGGAGAACUCAACUAAUCCGUACCACCCGUGGGACACCCGGCCCUUACCCCCUCUGCCACCUCCCAGAUCAACGCAGUCUCCGAGCCCGGCAGCAGACAGAACAGAAAUGUAUCAAGAUCAGUCUAGGGAUGCGCACAACAACACUGGUCGUGUUGGAAAGUUUGUGGAUCAAGUCAACCGCUUAGGCUUCCCUGCCUUGUUGCCCAAACAGGACCGCCGCACCGUGUCUGCACCACCCCAAGGACAGCACGAUAGGACUGGGGGCCGUCUGCCGGCCAUCAAUGAAAACGGAAGAGAUUCGGAGUCGUCAUCACACUGGGGCGAAGGUGACAGAAACAGGAUCGUGUCUGCGCCCCCUAAGACUCCAGCCGGCCAAACUGAUGAGGGCCUAGACUACCUAGUUCGGGCAGGCGAGACGAUUCGCGUGGUCAACUCUCCGAGUGCAACGAGCCCAAUCCCCAAGCCUUUGAAUGUUCGGAAGAAGACCGCAGAGCGGCCAACUCACCGCGAUCAGGUCGAUGAGCGUUUCGUCUACAUGCACGGGGCGUCGGGCGUAGAUGAGCCGCAGAUCCCCUCAACUGCGACUCACACCAGUGGCCCGACCAAGCAGAAGAAGUCGUCAUGGUUUAAGCGUGUCUCGAAGGAUAGCACUUCUAGAGAGGGAAGCAUCCAUACUGAGGCAACCCUGGAAACUCAGGCGUGCAGCAUGACAACCCAGUCCACAGCCCCGAGCCGCUCCGAGACGAAGUUCCACGAACCACCUCCGCCAGUGGCAGCCAAGAAGAAGGGCUUCGGAUUGCUCUUCUGGAGGAGCAAUAAAGACAAGACCGAGGGUAAGAUGGAGAUUGCUGGCCCAGAGUAUGACGACUCGCCUUCUCCCAAGCAUCGAAGCGCUGUCCAACACAAGACUAGCCGGAAGUCAGCUAAGGGCUGGAACGGUUCAGAUAGUGGCGCACGAACCAUUGACGUCCAUCGUAAUUGGCUUGCCAGACUAUUUGGGGUCAAGCCGGCGACGAGCUACGUGUGCUUGAUGAUGUCUCGCAAGCGAUCUCGACAGGAAAUCGUUGCUCUCCUUAAAGACUGGCGACGUUAUGGUAUGGGUGAUAUUCAAGUUGACAAGGAGAGAAACAUUGUGUUUGCCCGUGUUGGGGCCGAGAAUUACUUAGGCAUGAAAGAAGUUGCAUUUGCCGCGGAGGUUAUGACGGUGAUUGAGCAUGGGAAGAAGGGGCCGCUCUGUAUUGUUCGAUUUACCCAGGAGCGUGGAGCGGCAAGCAGCUUCCACAAGGUGGUGGACACGGUUCGGACAGUUUUCGGAUCCCGUGGACUACUUGUCACGGAUAAGUCCAAGGAGAAGAUGAUGAUCAAAACGCUCAAUUCCUGA